This is a messenger RNA of Alternaria alternata, 2106 nucleotides long. RefSeq lists its product as hypothetical. Gene Ontology annotation, biological process: carbohydrate metabolic process; chitin catabolic process. Gene Ontology annotation, cellular component: extracellular region. Gene Ontology annotation, molecular function: chitin binding; chitinase activity. The transcript is spliced from 5 exons. Lineage: Eukaryota; Fungi; Ascomycota; Dothideomycetes; Pleosporales; Pleosporaceae. The record is from RefSeq and is a predicted model, not a curated record. Bases 1 to 2106 code for a protein of 701 amino acids.
AUGGCAUCUCACUCGAUGCCACUCCAAUCUACAUAUGACAGCCAAAUACUACCAUAUGCCGAUUUGGAGGAUCUCAAAGAAGCCGAGAUCGAAGACAGACACCUAAAAACGCGCAUACGCAAACUACGCAUCGUAUCUCGCACCCUUGCCUUGUUCAUAUCCAUCGCAGUCCUUGUUCCCACUGCGCUCACCCUCUACAAGUUCCUCAGCACACGAACGAUCUACCGCACCGUCGCACUUCCCAGCGGCCAAAGCGUUUCGCGUACACCCUGGGCUCACAACACGCGCGCAUGGCCAACAUACAUGUACUUUGGCGUUGCGGCCGUCUCCGUGCUGCUCAAUUUCACAACAAUGUUCUCUUAUAAAUUUGGCAUUGAGAAAGCCAACGUAGCAAGCGUCGUUACGAGUACUUUCAGCUGGAUCAAUCUCAUUGGGAACCUCGUGGUAUGGUGUGUAGCUGCAGGCUUGUAUCGCGCGGAGAAGAACAAGAACGGAAAGAGUAACGAUCUCUGGGGAUGGACAUGUAGUGCAGGUGCGAGGGCGAUCCAGAAAGAAUUUGUGGGCGAUAUUGAUUUCGGCAGAUAUUGCAACGUGCAGUUUCCAGGUGAAGUUACUUCUCCAUUGUUUACAGCAUACUCGGCUGUUGCUCCACCCAGCGACCCCACCUCAACAUUCAGCCCGUCGAGUCACUACACUACAUUCAUCACUUCCGGGAUCCCCUUUCCGUCUUCUGUGUCCACCAGCCAAACGAAAGUGCAGUCCUCAACACCAGGCACACCUUCUUAUUCGACUCCCCAAUCGCAAACCUCAUCAACCGAUACUAUCCCUGCUGACCCUAACAUCCCUUUUCGUCCUGGCUACCGCUCAGUAGCUUAUUACGGGAGCUGGGACAUCUAUACACGGAACUUCCAGCCCCAAGAGAUACCAGCAAAGCGGUUGACCCAUUUGCUUUACUCAUUUGCUGAUAACAAGCCUGAUGGCACCGUCUUCUUGACAGACUCACACGCCGAUGCGGAGAAGCACUAUGCAACCGAUUCCUGGAACGAUGUGGGAAAUAAUUUGUACGGAUCACUCAAGCAGCUCCAGAUUCUGAAAGCCAAGAACAGGAACUUGAAGGUGCUAUUGAGCAUAGGCGGAUGGACAUAUACCAACACAAACAAGCACAUGGACGGCCCUAUGGCUACGGCUGAAGGCCGGCAGCGCUUUGCAUCUUCUUGUGUUGAAUUGAUCCGCGACUAUGGCUUUGAUGGGAUUGACGUGGAUUGGGAAUAUCCUAAGGACAAAGAGCAAGGGCAUCAAUGGCUGGAGCUGUUGAAGGAGAUUAGGAGCCAGAUGAACAAAUAUGCCGAUAAGCUCGUGCAUAAGGACGACUCUGGAUAUGAACUGAAGCCGAAGUUCCUUUUGACGAUUGCCUCGCCGGCUGGUGAGAAGAAUUACAGGAAUCUGCCUUUGAGGGAAAUAAGCGAAGUUACCGAUUUUAUAAACCUGAUGGCAUACGACUACGCUGGUUCCUGGGACAAGCAAACCGGCCAUAACUCGAAUCUCUAUCCUUCAACGUCGAAUCCCCUGAGCACACCCUUCAAUACAGCUUCUGUCCUGGCCGCCUACAACGCUGCUGGCGUUCCGUCCUCCAAACUCAACCUUGGCAUGCCGCUCUAUGGUCGCUCCUUCACCAAUACUCAAGGUGUAGGGAAGUCAUUCGACAGUACUGGCGAGGGGUCGUUCGAGAAGGGCAUCUAUGACUUCAAGGACCUACCGGUAGCAGGUGCACAAGAGUAUUAUGAUGAGGAGGUUGGUGCAUCCUAUAGCUAUGACGAGGGAAGCGGCACAUUUGUCAGCUACGAUACUAUGGCCAUGGCGCUGAAGAAGGUUGACUACAUUGCGCAACAAAAAUUGGGUGGCGCCAUGUGGUGGGAGAUCAGCGGUGACAGGACGGAUAACGCCGGGAGCAUUGUGCAAAAUAUUAUUGAGAAAAUGCGCGGCGGCGGAAGUGGCGCAGGCAUUGAGUCGUCCUCCAACUGGCUCCUGUACCCGGACUCAAAGUUUGACAACAUCAGGAAUGGCGUCCUCACGCCACAAGUCGCCCAGCGGCUGCGUAGGGCCUGA